Messenger RNA from Monoraphidium neglectum, 405 nucleotides. RefSeq lists its product as hypothetical. Gene Ontology annotation, cellular component: proton-transporting V-type ATPase, V0 domain. The transcript has 4 exons. Gene Ontology annotation, biological process: proton transmembrane transport. Gene Ontology annotation, molecular function: proton-transporting ATPase activity, rotational mechanism. NCBI's taxonomy places the organism in Eukaryota, Viridiplantae, Chlorophyta, Chlorophyceae, Sphaeropleales, Selenastraceae. The record is from RefSeq and is a predicted model, not a curated record. The coding region runs from base 1 to 405 and encodes 134 amino acids.
AUGGGCGCGGCAUAUGGGACCGCCAAGUCUGGUGUGGGUAUCGCGUCCAUGGGCGUGAUGCGGCCCGAGCUGGUCAUGAAGUCCAUCGUGCCCGUGGUCAUGGCUGGUGUGCUCGGUAUCUACGGCCUUAUCAUUGCCGUGAUCAUCUCCACCAACAUCUCGCCGGCCAAGUACACGCUGUUUGACGGCUUUGCGCACCUGUCGUCUGGCCUGUCUUGCGGCCUGGCGGGCCUUGCGGCGGGCAUGGCCAUCGGCAUCGUGGGAGAUGCGGGCGUCAGGGCGAACGCGCAGCAGCCCAAGCUGUUUGUGGGCAUGAUCCUCAUCCUCAUUUUCGCGGAGGCGCUGGCGCUCUACGGCCUCAUCGUGGGCAUCAUCCUGUCCUCCAAGGCCGGCGCCGCCGCCUGA